AUGCCCAUCCCAACGCGCUCCGCCUCACUACGUGAACCUCGGAAACCUAUCUCUAAUAUAGCACGACCCACGGCCAUCACGACAAUCCCAGCCGCCGGCUCGAUCAAAGCAUCUACCCGCUUGACGAGUGACAAGACCCGGUCGUCAGAUAACCCCUCGCCGGCCGAGGGUGUCCCCCUCAGAGAUAAUGCCGUCUCCAAUCGCGGACGAACUCUCCUCCCCCAACGCAGCAACCCGGCGCGAGACGAUGCAAAUGGCUCGGCACAGGUGCGGUUUCAGCCACCAGAGACCAGGCUUCAGCAACGAGGAGAGACAUCACCAAAGAGACAGCCCCAGGCAAACACGGGGGAAGAGAAACAGAGAGCGCCAUCGACAGCCCUGACGAGUGGUACGCUGCCAUCACGUCGUCAGAGCUUAAUGCGACCAGCGGCUCUGAAAACAACCUCAACCAAAGGCAAUGUCCCAGCUCCGACAAGGAGUUCAGCACCUACAUUCACGCCGCCGUCACCACGGAAGCCCUCCACAUUGCGAUCGCCCACUCAGUCCUCAUCGGCCCAGCGACCCCCCUCGCCCAAAAAGACGGACAUGCUACCUCCGCCUCGGCCCAUGCGAUCUGCCUCCUUGAGACAACCUCGGGAUGCUGCAGUGGGACCCCCAGCAACCGUCCGAGGCCAUGCCCGACACCGCAGCCAGAUGGUCCUGGCGAGCACGAAACCAGGCCAGCCAGAUCCAUCACCCGUCACUCAGAAGCCACGCGCGCAGUUCUCCACAUAUCAACAACACUACUCACCCAAAAAACCUACCAAACCUCCCACACCAACUCCGGGAGCCACAUCUGCACCCGAUAGUCUACUCAUCCCCACCUCAUGGCCAGACAUCGCCGCUUUACAGACAGAACUUCUCCAACUCAGUCUCUUCCACUCCAGCUCACUCCAGCAACAUGCAGAGUGGAAGACGGAAUCCGAAUCCCGCCUGCGCAAGAAGUACGACGCCGUCGCUGAUCAAUAUCGGUCUAUACUAGUGGACGAGAAGAGCCGCCAGCACCAGCUGAACACGCAGGCUUUGGCUUCUUGGCUCCGGAAUUGCCGUGACCACCAGGGACCACACGGAUUCUCUGAGCAGAUCCAGAUAUUCUCACAGGUCCUGCAGGAGGUCUCAGACCUGGAGAUCGCCGGAAUGAGCGGGCGGUAUACAAAAGCUGUUGCCGUCUUUGAAGACUGGUUCCAGCAAGCGGAUUAUAUCCGGCAUCAGCGUGAGGAGACAGGGGCAUUGGAUGGAACGACCUUUAUUGACCCGCUCGAUAAAUCCUGGAAAGAAGAGGUGCACGCUCUACAUGCGAAGCUGGAGCUCUGCGCGCGACAUCUCCAGAGCCUAGAUAUCCUGGGCUUUGGUGAGGUGGAACAGUUACCGCAAUCUGCACUUACGCGUCUGGCUCAGGGUCUGGCGGAAUCGAUUCGGUUGAUGAUACAGGAGAUUCGUGCUAUGCGGGCUUUGGAAGCGGAGCUUGUUCGCUCGGAGAGGGAGUGUGUUUGUGCGAUUGCGAGUGAGUUGACUGGGUCGCGGCGGGAGAUGAGUGCGUCACGGGUGGGGGUUUGGAGAUGUUGA
This is a messenger RNA of Penicillium daleae, 1605 nucleotides long. RefSeq lists its product as uncharacterized. The transcript is spliced from 2 exons. The coding region runs from base 1 to 1605 and encodes 534 amino acids. The record is from RefSeq and is a predicted model, not a curated record. Lineage: Eukaryota; Fungi; Ascomycota; Eurotiomycetes; Eurotiales; Aspergillaceae.